AUGUCCGAAGUCAACUCUUCCAACGUCCAGGAGACCAAGCUCGCGACCCAGUCGCUCCGCAACCCCGCAUCGGAGAACCUGCCCGCCGAGCGCGAGGAGUCCAAGCAGUCCAACUAUGACGGCUUUGGCGACCACGACAGCACCACGACGGGCGGCUUUGGUCGCAACGCCGGCGGAUCGGCCUUCUCGCGUGCGAACCAGAUGGGCACGGCCAGCGGCGGCGACGGCAACGACGACGACGACAGCUACGCCCAGGAGCGCACCGGCUCUGGCGGCGACAAGACGGGCGCCAGCACCCCCGGAUACCGUCGUGACGGCGAGGAGGAGUCGAGCAACCAGAACAACCAGUUCCGCGGCCAGAACCUCUCGUUCACUUCGGGCACCAACAACGACGACCCCGAGAUCUAA
Molecule: messenger RNA, 408 nt
Organism: Apiotrichum porosum
Lineage: Eukaryota; Fungi; Basidiomycota; Tremellomycetes; Trichosporonales; Trichosporonaceae
Exons: 5
Coding region: 1-408 (135 amino acids)
Source: RefSeq, a predicted model, not a curated record